Messenger RNA from Salmo salar (Atlantic salmon), 1911 nucleotides. NCBI's taxonomy places the organism in Eukaryota, Metazoa, Chordata, Actinopteri, Salmoniformes, Salmonidae. The record is from RefSeq and is a predicted model, not a curated record.
UGAAAUAUCUGUCUCAUUGUUCUAUCUGUGAUGUCGCUGUUGAAACUGUGGUAGUGGGGGAACAGGAAGUAAAAAAAAAAUAACAAAGAAAGCUGCAGAACUGUGCUGUCGAAACGAUAGCUUUUGUAUUACUACAGAUUCCACAAUGGUUCUUUAGUUGUGGACAUUACAUCACAAGAAAUGGCUCAUGGUUCUCAUCUUUACGACAAUAACUAAGUCUGAAGCUGGUAACAUCAACAGUGAGGACAAACCCAGCCUGCCUCUCUCCUUCCACACCGAGUCCAAACCUACAGUCACUGGGUCCUGAUUGUGACAGUGGAGCCCAGUUUGCACUGCAGGAUCCAGAGAUGGCAUCAGUGAAGCUGGAAGACUGCAGUCAAACACUGGAGCUGAAUGUCAACAUUAAAGAUGAAGAAGAAGAGGAGAAGAAGAUUGGGAAAUCUGUUAAUCAUGGAGACCAUGUUGAGACAUUCUCUACAUCCAGAGAGCAACAGCAGGAAGAUCACAGAGCUAAGAGGUCUCAUCACUGCCCACAUUGUGAAGAGAUUUUCCCAUUUCUAUCAAAGCUAAAAAUACAUCUAAAAAUACACACAGGGGAGAAUCUGUAUUCCUGUACUGACUGUGGGAAGACUUUCUCCCGAUUGGAUACCUUAAAAACACAUGAACGUAUACAUACAGGAGAGAAUCCAUAUUCCUGUACUGACUGUGGGAAGAGCUUCACAACAUCAGGAACUCUGACAAUUCAUCAGAGAGUGCACACUGGAGAGAAGCCUUACUCCUGCUCUGACUGUGGGAAGAGGUUCUCUCAACAGAUCCAUUUACAAAAACACCAACAUAUUCAUAAUGGAGAGAAGCCUUACUGCUGCUCUGACUGUGGGAAGAGUUUCUCUCAACAGAACCACUUAAAAUGUCACCAGCGAAUACAUACAGGCGAGAAGCCUUACUCCUGCUCUGACUGUGGGAAGAGUUUCAUCCGAUUGGAUAUAUUAAAAUGCCACCAGCGAAUACAUACAGGAGAGAAGCCUUAUUGCUGCUCUGAGUGUGGGAAGAGUUUCUCCCAACUGGGCAACUUAAAAACACACCAACUUAUACAUAAAGGAGAAAAACCUUACUCCUGCUCUGACUGUGGGAAGUGCUUCACAACAUCAACUGAUGUAAAAGUUCAUAAAAGAGCACACACAGGAGAGAAGCCUUACUACUGCUCUGACUGUGGGAAGAGUUUCUCCAGAUUGUAUACUUUAACAACACACCAACGUAUACAUAAAGGAGAGAAGCCUCAUCAGUUCUCUCAGACCAGCUAAAUUUAAAGUCAUUACAUCACUUAAUUCUCAAGAAAUCCUAGCACACACUAUUGUAAUCCUAUUGUUUCUCACUGUGAGGAAAGGGAGCAUUAUAGAAUUUUAGCCUCUCUUUACUUUACUGAUCAGUGAGCAUCUUGUCAGUUUUGGUGUGUUUUGUUAGCUUCUACUGUAAAGAUAUUGAGAUGAUCUUGGAUUUGCCCUUGGGGUUGAAUAUCCUCUGUGACACGUCUCACAAUGGAGUCUGAUGGUUGACUGGGUGGUACUGCUCCCCUCUGCAGUUUUCUGUGGGAAUGAGCUGGUAGACACAACAUGUAUCAGAUAGAGAUGGUGUGAUGAUCAGUUUUCUGUGGGAAUGAGUUAGUAGAUACAACAUGUAUCAGAUAGAGAUGGUGUGAUGAUCAGUUUUCACCACUAGUUUGGGGGGAUUAUUUGAUUUAUUAAACAACUAUUUGUUUAAUUAUAUACAGGUUAUGAAACAACUACAUUUGUUUAUUCAGUUACAUUUUAAAACUAGCUUAGUUAUUUUUGUCAUUGAUGAUGAAUAUGUUUAGAUAACUGCAUUGAAGCAAACUUAACUGAUCUGCCGAUUUAAUAAAUACAUUAAAUUGUA